Molecule: messenger RNA, 5766 nt
Organism: Cololabis saira (Pacific saury)
Lineage: Eukaryota; Metazoa; Chordata; Actinopteri; Beloniformes; Belonidae
Gene: anks1b
Product: ankyrin repeat and sterile alpha motif domain containing 1B
Exons: 28
Coding region: 424-4440 (1338 amino acids)
Cellular component (GO): cytosol
Molecular function (GO): protein binding
Source: RefSeq, a predicted model, not a curated record
GCGGUGAGGAGGUGGCAGCGGGCUGGGAGCAGGAGUUUCACCUCCUCCACUUACAAACCAAACCUUCAGCCGGGGCAGGAGCCUCCUCUGGGACUCAUACGGAGUUGGACUUUUUUCUUUUGCUAAGGUUUUCUCUCCUUAUUUCGUAACUUGCCUGCGGGGUUUCCCCGAGGCGGACGCCGGGGACCGGUGCGCAUCUGCGGGGAGAGACCUGCAGGAGCUCCCGGAGGGGAGGUCUGACUGCAGCAUCAACCACACAUUCCUGCAGCUGCAGCUGCAGCAUGCAGUGAGAGGAUCCCCCCCCUGGUUCACAUGCAUCCCCUCAUCCCGCAGUGAACGAAGAGUCGGAGGGGAGGAGGAGGAGGCUUUUAUGGGAGAUUUCUCGGGUUUGCAUCGCCCCAUUGUUCCAAACUUGUGUCCAGGAUGGGGAAGGAGCAGGACCUGCUGGAGGCGGCUCGCACUGGGAAUGUUGCUCUGGUGGAGAAACUGUUGACUGGGAAGAAAGGAAUACUGGGGUCCGGUUCCGGCUCCAUCCCUCUCCCCAACCUACUGAGCAUGUGGAAGGGCCUGAAUGUGAACUGCACAGACAGCACAGGAUACACACCUUUACAUCAUGCGUCGCUCAACGGACACAGGGACGUGGUGCUGAAACUGCUGCAGUUUGAGGCGUCGACCAGUGUGGCCGACAGUAAGGGCUGUUUCCCGCUGCACUUGGCUGCCUGGAGGGGGGACGUGGACAUCGUCCGGAUCCUCAUCCACCACGGCCCUACACACUGCCGGGUGAACCAGCAGAACCAUGAGAGGGAGACGGCCCUCCACUGCUCAGCCCAGUACGGACACUCUGAGGUGGUUUCAGUGCUGCUGCAGGAGCUGACCGACCCCACCAUGAGAAACAACCGGCAGGAGACGCCGCUGGACCUGGCAGCACUUUAUGGACGACUACAGGUGGUUCGCAUGCUGGUCAACGCCCACCCCAACCUCAUGACCAGCCACACUCGCCUGCACACGCCGCUGCACCUGGCCGCACGCAACGGACACCACAGCACGGUGCAGACGCUGCUGGACGCCGGCAUGGACGUCAACUGCUCGACUGAGAAUGGCAGUGCCCUCCAUGAGGCGGCGCUCUUCGGGAAGAUGGACGUAGUUCGCCUUCUGCUCCACUCAGGGAUCGACACGGAUCUGAAAGACAGUCAGGGGAGAACGGCUCUGGAGAUUCUCCGAGAACACCCUGCACCCAAAUCUCAGCAGAUCACCGCUCUCAUCCAAGAGUAUAUGAUGGAUGAGAUGGAAAAGCUGAGCGUUGUGGACGAGCCGGUCCGCAAGUGUCCUGUACCUGCACCUCGAACCUCUGUCUCUUCGCCUGCUGCCUCCCCUUCCCUCAGACACAAAAAUGACGCCAUGACAAGCGAGCUGUCCAAACUGCUCCACGAGAUCAAGAAGUGCCGGGACAGGGACUACUCCUUCGAGGAGCUCUGCCACACCAUCUCCUCCCACUCCAUGGACAGCUUUGGCAGCGGACGCACGUCUGACGAGGAGCACCCGGAUAAACCCAACGGCACCCUGACUCGAAGCGGAAAGCGGCCGACCCCGCCCGUCGCCCCCGCCGAGGAGGAGGAAGAGGCAGAAAGGACUUGCGGCCCCGCGGGACUCUGGGAGGCUCUGACUCCCUGCAACGGCUGCCGCAACCUUGGAUUUUCCAGUUUGUCGCAGGAGUCCAAGCUUUCAGCAGAGGUCGUCACCUCUCCGUCGCUGGACGUUUUCCUGCCCGAAGACGAAGACAACCCGUACGAGUCGGUGACCACCGCCGUCACGCGCAAGCCCAGCUCCCUGGACAUCAACCACCAGCUCAGCUCCUGCUCACGCAACGGUCACUUGUCCCAUGUAACGGCGAGUGAGGGGGAGCACGGUAACCAUGACAACUGCUCAACAGGGCCCACACCAGACUGCUCGCCCCCCUCCCCUGACACGGCCCUGAAGAACAUCGAGAGAGUCAUCCGCCCACAGCCCAAGCAGCGCACCUCUCUGUCCUCGUCCCUGGACGUGCAGAGGCCCGUCAACCACAGCUGUGAGCCCAGCGAGGUGAGCUCGUCCCUGGGCUACGCCAGCUUCAGCACCAGCCCCCCCGCCAGCCCUCCUCUCAGCCCCAACCAGGAGGACUCUGCAGGCUCUAACGACGACUGUCAUCUCACAGACGACGGGCCGUACCAGCGAGAGCCUCCUCCUCCUGCACCUGCUCCUCCUCUCUGCUCUUCCUCCAAGUCCAACCCUCUGCUGGAGGAGCACAGGAAGAGCCACAUCCCCGAGGAGUUUGCUGGUCUUCUUCAUGGCUCUUCCCCGGCUUGUGAAGCCCCCGACACACUUUACCACCUUUACAGCCCCAAACAGUUCAAGUAUCCCUGUGGGGAUGACCAGGGCGGCCUGCUGCAGACGCCGGAGUUCAAUACUGUGAUCGGCGGAGGAGCUUCCCAGGGCUGCUCCGGCACAGGAAGCCCUUCCUCUCCUCAGAGGCCGGCCGGAGACUUUCCCAAGCCACAGGUCGUGUACCGGACCGUCUUCCACACCAAGAUCAACCAGGACCAGGUCAAGCCCAGGAACUAUGAGCAGGUGGAUCCCCCUCGCGGAUGGUCCACUCUGAGCCACCCGCCCUCGUACUCUGGACACAACGGAGAGGUUCCGGGGCUGAAGGGGAUUCACGCCAAGGACGGCCCGUCUGGAGCCGGCUACGAAGAGAGGGCUUGUACGUUGGGGAGGAUGAGAUCCAUGCCCCGCAGCGUGUUGGACCUCCAGCUGAACAAGUCCCUGUCCAAGUCCGACUCCAACCUGGUGUCCGUGUCUCCGGUGCAGGAGGAGCACAGUUGGGGGUCUGGAUCCCGGGGUCAGGGUCCUGGAAGUCCCAGCCCGCUGGCGGGGGCCAGUCCUGAGAGAAGACUGGAGCGAACCCCCUCCUUCACCGCCGAGUGGGAGGAGAUCGACAAGAUCAUGAGCUCCAUCGGGGCGGGAAUCGGCAGCGGGCUGGACAUCAAGGACGACAGAUCAGGUCCCCGCUGCCCCAUGCAGUCCGUGGGCCAGUGGCUGGACUCCAUCGGACUGGUCCAGUACGAGAACCACCUGCUGGCCAACGGCUUCGACAACGUCCAGUUCAUGGGCAGUAACGUAGUGGAGGAUCAGGACCUGCUGGAGAUCGGGAUUCUCAACUCGGCUCACAGGCAGCGUCUGCUGCAGGCCAUCCGGCUGCUCCCCAGGGUGCGGCCCAUCGGUUACGACGGCAACAACCCGACGUCGGUGGCGGAGUGGCUGGAGUCUCUGGAGCUGGGCGACUACACCAAGUCCUUCCUCAUCAACGGUUACACCUCCAUGGAGCUGGUGAAGAAGAUCUGGGAGAUUGAGCUGAUCAACGUGUUAAAGAUCAGUCUUAUCGGGCACAGAAAACGGAUUCUGGCCUCAUUGGGGGACCGGCUACACGAAGAAACCCCACAGAAACCUCCACGGGCCAUCUCCCUCAGGGAGCCCGGGGGAAACCACACUCCUCCCCAGCUCAGCCCCUCCGUAGGCCAGGCAGCGUACACGGCGGGGGUCCCCGGCGGAUCCUUGGACGUGCAGCAUCUCAUCAUGCAGGCGGACGCUCGGCGCAGGCAGCGCAGCAAUGACAACUACUUUGAGGACGUGCCGCGAUCCAAGCUGGAGCGACAGAUGGCUCAAGUCAGCAUGGCAGGUGAAUGGUGUGAGCCGAUAACGUUGCGUCCGCCCAACGAGGCCACGUCUUCCACGCCUGUGCAGUACUGGCAGCAUCACCCCGAGAAGCUCAUCUUCCAGUCAUGUGACUACGAAGCCUACUACCUGGGCUCCAUGCCGGUGAAGGAGCUGAGGGGGACCGAGUCCACACAAGACGCCUGUGCAAAGAUGAGGAAGUCGACAGAACAGAUGAAGAAAGUGCCGACCAUCGUGCUCUCCGUGUCCUACAAGGGAGUGAAGUUCAUCGACGCCACAAAUAAGAACAUGAUCGCAGAGCAUGAGAUCCGUAACAUCUCAUGUGCAGCUCAGGAUCCAGAAGAUCUGUCUACGUUUGCCUACAUCACCAAAGACCUCAAAUCCAGUCACCACUACUGCCAUGUCUUCACUGCUUUUGAUGUGAACCUGGCUUACGAGAUCAUCCUUACGCUGGGCCAAGCCUUCGAAGUGGCCUAUCAGCUGGCCCUGCAGGCGAGGAAGAGCGGUCACGGCUCGUCUACGCUUCCAGAAAGCUUCGACAGCAAGCCCAGCAAACCUGUCCCCAAACCCCGCGUCAACGUCCGCAAAUCAAUGGAGCAACCAUCCAUGGACCAGAAGGGCCACGCCAAUGUGCCGUGGAUUGUGGAGCCGGGCCAGGAGGCAAAGAGAGGAGUCAACACCAAGGCAAUGCCGGACGCUCAUGUCUAUUACUGUGGAAUGCAAAGAAUGUAGCCAGCCCUAAACAUGGAACUUUGUCACACAUACAAUGCAAAAAGGACUACAAAAGGACUACAAAAGCAUGGAUGCUACUCCACAUUGUUUAAGGUUGACUACAGAACUUUUAACAUUCAUUCCCACAACACUUGACACAGUAAACAUUGGACCAACAGACACACUAACGGGACUGCAGCCUGACAGACGACCGUCUGCUCUGAAUGUACACUUAUUUGAAAGCAGCCUCAACGUCCUGCAGCCACAGCUGGAUCUGUUUUUAUGCACCCCCACCUGAGAGGCGUGACCUUUUUUUGAACUUUUAUGUGGUCUGUAUCUCCGUGGAGACCGAGUUUGGUUACAGGGGCAUGUGUCAGUAUUGUUUUGGGUUGCAGGAAGUCUGGAUAGCCUUUUUUUUUUGUUGUUGUUUUGUUUUUUUCAGUGUCAGAAAAUAAUACAUAUGCACAAGCGUGGAAAAUGUGAUUGGACGUGCUGCAAGAGGUCUCAAAAUGAAUGAUGAGCCUAUGUGAACAAAACAGCAUCUAGAGUUUAAAAAAAAUAAAAGUAUUCUAUUCAUAUUGCCCGACAUUUUAAUAUUUAAUGAGAGUAUUAUAUGAUUAUGAUUAUUCUUGUGCAAUUCUUGUCUACUGUUGUCUUAAUGUUACAUUAUUUUUCUAUGAUAUGCUGAGAUGAAAAUCUUGGGCCUGAGAAUGGUGAAAAUCCUUUAAAAAAAUAAUCUGAAACUAGAUGUUCAUACUUGUACAGAGAGUGAAUGUUGCAGGUUGCUCGCUAACUCCCAGGUCAGGUCAACCUUCAUUUCUCAUGGGGCUCUACUCUUAUCUUGCAGAUGUACUAUUUUAAACGCAGUAUUACUGUAUUAUUUGGAUGAGACAUUAUCCAGUUAUAAAAUGUACAUAGAUAUUUUGCCAACUCAUUGUUCAUACAUGUAAUGUAAAGAGAAAAGAAUAAAGCAUUUGCAGUAAAUGGCACUGGAAACAAGGUACCAUAAUAAAAGUUGAAGAUAACAAAAAGUGGCAGAUUGUAUUUUGAGUGAAAACGUGGAUUAUUUGGAGACAUCACUGCUGAUCAACAAAUGUACAUAGGCUUGGGCUUCCAGCACACUGAUUUUUGUAGUUUUGGCCAUUAUUUAUAUCCUUGUAAAGCACAUGAAAUAAAAUCUGACUUGUACAACCAUAAUUUAUCUUUGUGAUUAAGUUGUCUGUUUUUUUCAUCAACAUGAAUGGUUUGCUAUGGAUUCAGGAGUAAGUGCAGAACUUUAAAGUUCCUCUGUAUCUGAGCUGGACCUCCCCGCAAGAUAUCCCAAACAUCAUGACCAGAUAUUAAAAA